Molecule: messenger RNA, 501 nt
Organism: Botrytis byssoidea
Lineage: Eukaryota; Fungi; Ascomycota; Leotiomycetes; Helotiales; Sclerotiniaceae
Exons: 1
Coding region: 1-501 (166 amino acids)
Biological process (GO): salicylic acid biosynthetic process; chorismate metabolic process
Molecular function (GO): chorismate mutase activity
Source: RefSeq, a predicted model, not a curated record
AUGAAACUCACUAGCGCAUACCAAGCUCUUUUCCUCGCGACGUCUUCCCUUUCGGCUCUCACCACCGCCACAUCCACAACCCCCGCCGACCCAGCAUCGACAUGCUACACCUCUCCACUCCCUACCCUCUGUCCCUCGCUCUCUAAUACCACGCGCUCUAUCCCCUGGGGCACCCCUUCAUUCCUCCUUCCAAACGGCACACUCUGCUGCGAUUCUCUUACCCAAAUACGCGCCGGUAUUGAUGACAUAGACACGCAGCUCCUCAGCCUUCUAGCUCAAAGAGCGGCAUAUGUAAGAGAAGCGACGAGAUUCAAAGCGACAUUGGAUACGGUGGAUGUGCCGAGUAGAGAUCAAGAAGUUAUUGAAGGUGCCGUUGCCAAGGCUAAUGAGACGGUACCGAGGUUGCCGGAGGUGAUUGCGAGAAGUGUUUUUGAGGCGAUUAUUAAUGGGAGUGUGCCGUUUGAGGAAUGUGUUUGGGGGAGUUUUGAAGGGCUGGUGUAG